AUGGCUGCCAACGACCUCCGGGGGUGGGUGAUGAGCGCCGUUUCAGGCGUCGCCUGCGUCCUCGGUUCAGCCAUCAUCUGUGUCGAUGUGGUGGUGCAGGUGCUUUCCCGCCGCAAGAGCUUCCAAAUCGCCAACAGCAGUAACUUCCUGUCAGCGUCAUUAUGUCUCAGCGCUGGUGUUAUGCUCUUCACCUCCCUCUAUAGCAUGCUGCCCAACUCGAAAGAGUACCUGACCCGCGCCGGCUUCUCUCCUUCUGUAUCUGCAUACAUAUUGACGAGUCUUUUUGUUACUGGAGUCGUGGUUAUCCGCAUCGUCUCCACUUUCCUUCAUCGUUUUAUUCCUUCUCAUGUCGUGGACUGCGCACAUACUCACGGCGACCCGGAGAACGAUCCCGAGCGCGGGGAGAGUCGAAUUGAGGAUGAAUACUCACAUAAACAUAAGAAUGGAGAUACGGAGCGAACACCGCUUUUGCGCCCCGCCGAGCAUUUAACUUUCAAGUCAACCCCGGCCGUGGUGCAACGGAGCCAAAACGUUGAGCCCACUCCAGUACGGCGUGAAUCCGUGCGGGCAAUGCUAUCACGCCGAAUCACCUCUAUCAUAGGUGGCGUCAAGCCUCUAUGCGAUGAAGACGGACCAUGCUUUGGAGUUUCGCAAACAUGCGGCCGCGAGUGCACUAAGGUUCUUCCUUCAGCCACUGUAGCUGCCACCGAGAUCCCUCGGCCGGGUCUGCCGCACCGACAGAGCAUCUCUGCACCUUUGGAGUCCGAGAUACCUCAUGCAGAGACUGAUGUUGACGUCAAUACUACCACCGGUGAACCUGAAGCAGGCUACUUUGACACCGUGGCUGCGCACCGUGAUUUGCACCCAUGCGUUGCAUCCUCCUCUUCAUCUCAAACCCAUGAUCAUCACUCUGAGCAUAUGCAUCACUCACAUUCCGGGCAUCACUGUCAUGAUGAGCCACACAACCAUGAGGAAGAUGCUGAUUCCGGACGUCCCAAGUCCGCCGGUGGCAAUCCCCACCACCACCAUGUACCUCAAAAUGCAUUCCUCUCCAUUGGACUGCAGACCUCUCUCGCGAUUGCUCUACACAAGCUUCCUGAGGGAUUCAUCACGUAUGCUACCAAUCAUGCCAGUCCAACACUAGGUUUGACCGUGUUCCUGGCCCUUUUCAUCCACAACAUCGUGGAAGGUUUCGCCAUGGCACUCCCCCUUUAUCUAGCCCUGAACUCCCGCUGGAAAGCAAUGUUCUGGUCCAGUCUUCUUGGGGGUAUUAGUCAACCCGCCGGGGCUGGACUAGCCGCCCUUUGGAUUUGGAGCACCGGCCAGCGCGGCAGUGGUGAUGCCACCGGCCCUUCAUGGGGUAUCUACGGCGGAAUGUUUGCAGCCACUGCCGGAGUAAUGACCUUCGUUGCCCUACAACUCUUCAGCGAAGGACUGGGUCUCACCCACCACCGCGGUAUGGGCAUUGGCUUUGCCGUUGCAGGCAUGGCGUUAAUGGGACUGAGCUUUGCAUUGACUGCUUGA
This is a messenger RNA of Penicillium antarcticum, 1524 nucleotides long. Its product is annotated as Zn(2+) transporter ZRT3. Gene Ontology annotation, cellular component: membrane. Gene Ontology annotation, molecular function: zinc ion transmembrane transporter activity. The record is from RefSeq and is a predicted model, not a curated record. The transcript is spliced from 3 exons. Gene Ontology annotation, biological process: zinc ion transmembrane transport. The coding region runs from base 1 to 1524 and encodes 507 amino acids. NCBI's taxonomy places the organism in Eukaryota, Fungi, Ascomycota, Eurotiomycetes, Eurotiales, Aspergillaceae.